Molecule: messenger RNA, 3342 nt
Organism: Symbiodinium sp. CCMP2592
Lineage: Eukaryota; Dinophyceae; Suessiales; Symbiodiniaceae
Source: the annotation of a GenBank genome assembly
AUGUCAUCCGUAGCAGCCACAAUGAGAGGUCGACCGCGGAUCAUGGCAGUCGUUACACUGUUGUUUGGGAAAGUGGAGGGCGUUGCCAAAGUAUUGCGGGCCCUGGAAGCAGGGAAGCAGAAGCGCUUCCUGCACUACUAUGCCCCACGGACUGGCAAGACCUUUGUGCAAGCAGCGCUUGCUUUCUGGCUGAUGAAGCUUCGCAAAGAGCUGGGCUUUUCAUUGGUGGUCAUCAUCAAUGACCGGGAAUUCCUGGACACUCAGAGCUAUGAGGCCGUGCUCAGCUUCUUGGAGAACGUCAAGCAGGCCGGCAACCCUUGGCGCCUGGAGGACUCCGUACGCAUCGUGCAGGCAGAAACUUCGUCAGAGCUGAAGCAGGAGCUGGCUCUCUGCGAACAACGUUUAGCGCAGCAGAUUGACUGUCCGACCAUUCUGUUCACUACCUUCCAGAAGUUCAACACCUUGGAGCUCAUCCGCACCCAGGCGUCCAUGGAGUUGGCGGCAAAAACCUUGGUGAUGCCUGAUGAAGUGCACCGGAGUCACCAAGAAUUAGGCUCGCUCACCCUCUCCAUGGAGCGAGCUCUGGGUGCCUCCUAUUUCGUGGCGCUCACAGGCACUCCCAACACGCAAGCCUUGGAGCGCUUCGGCACCUUGGGAAGUGACGGCUUCCGCCGUCCCUUCCACUCCUACCAUCUGGGGCAGGCAGUUUCUGAUGGCCUUGUGAUGGACCCCCGGACUGAGUACAGCGAGGUCGUGUCGAUCAUCAGUGGCCUUGAUGACUCAAGUAUCACUGAGAAGGAGAAGGCGCGCCUGCAAACUCUCAUGGCGUCGUCAUCUGGGACUGCCGUGCGAAAAGCCCGUGUGGAGCUGGUGUUGAAGCACUUCGUAUCCACUUGCGGGUCAUUGAGCUACAGAGCACAAGGAAUAGUCCUCUGCAGCUCGCGAGAGGAGGUUCUCCAUGCCACAAGAUUGGCACGGUCCUUGGUGCGCGAGCAGCCACACUUGGACAUUGCGAGGGACGACAUCUUGGGAGCGUUCUCAGGAAGAGUGGAUGGGGAGACAGAGAAAGACCUCAAUGGUCACUACCUGAAGUCGGCAGCAGAAGCUAAACAGGCUAGAAUCCUUUUCGUCGCCCACAAGUUCGAGACCGGCUAUGACAAUUCAAACGUGACCUGUAUGUACGUCUUCCGAAAGAUAGAAGCCGGCACCCUCGCGGCGCAGGUGCUCCUGCGUCACUGCAGCAAGCGGGCCGGAAAGAUCAGACCCGUCACGAUCGACUUUGCAAAUCAGGACGGCCAGCUCCUGCAGGCCAUGGCAAUGUACUUCGGCGAGGUGAUGGCCUCCCCAGGUGGGGGCCUGGUCGCCGCCUCUGCGCGACGCCCCGGCCGGGACCAGCGUGGAGGCCAUGAAGCAUCCUCGAGUCGCAGAGCCAUCGAGCAGCACCUGCUGGGCAGGAUCCAGCUGGAGCGCUUGGAGGUGAAGACUCGGCCGGUGGCCACUCCUUUGAGGAUCUCUGCUUCGACCACCUUGGGCUUGUCUGCUGCCAGAGAGGGCAGACCACGCCAGGUCUCGGAGGUGGUACCCACUGACAACCAGACGGACCUGAUGCUGCUGAAGGUGUUGCCGGCAGGCCACGACUUCGGGGAGCAUGAGAAGGCCGCGCUGGCGCGCCUACAUGCAAAGGCAAUUACAGGACAUGCCAGUACUUUGAAGGCGCUGUCGAACGGCAGUGCCGUGGUAGCGAUGAAGAAGGUGCUGACAAACGGAACGCGGCCACACCAUGAGAAGGCCAAAGCUAUCCUACAAGAGCUUCAAAAGGUAGACGGCGAGGCAAAGAAAGUGUGCAACCUCUUAGACUGCCUUCAGAGCAUGGCAUCCAAGCCACCCCAGGAGUGUUUGGAUGCUGCCAGGUCGCUGCAGACCCUCGUGGCAGAGGAAGGGCUGCUGGAGGUGGCGGCAAAGCAGGGUGCCUGCGACAUCAGCCUGCAGGCGCUAACCAAGUUCGAUUCAUGGAGCCUCACAUUUUCAUUCCACGGUUUCGACUCGCCGUUCUUUGCCGGCCGGAAUGCAGCUUUCUUCCAGGAGAUCUGGCGCUUGCUCGCCCAACUGGGGCAGACAGAUUCCGCGGCUGCUGGAGCAGUGACCGCCCGAAGACAUCUCAAGGCCUUGGGCUCCUUCACUGGCUCCAAUGCCCGGACAUCGUCGCAGCUUCAGGGACUGGCAGACCUCGCGAAGGGAGAGCUUUUGCUGAAGGCUUUGCACAAAGACGGGGCUCUGGAGAGUUUGACUCGGGUGUUGGAGCAUGGCGACCUGGACGAGGUUAAGCUCGCUGAAAACAUCUUAGAACGCUUUGAGGACAUCUCCGACGACGCCUUCAGGCUUGGCCACACGCGUUUCUUCAUGUCGCAGCUGUUAACCCAAGCGACGUUCGACAGCACCGAUCGAGGAGUCAUUGAUGGGCUCUGCCAGCGUGGACUUCCACAGCAGGCUGCAUUCGGUUCCUUCUUCCACGCUCCGCGAAUCAGCGCGGAAGGCCACCGGUCAGUCGAAGUUCAAGCCGUUCAAGCCCUCAGCCUCACAGACACGCCACCCGCAAAGCGGCGCCUCUUCCCAGCCUGGUGUUGCUAUGCCUUGGCACUAGCGGCACAGCUCUCCGCUGCAGGAGGAGCUGAAGAGCGAAUAACGCCCGCCAUGGCCGUGCGAGAUUUGCCUACGCUGACGAACUUCUUGGAAGAGUACGAAGCCAAUGUGGUAGAUGGAACUGGUCAGACAGUGCUUCACUGGGCUGCCUCUGCAGGCAAGCCGGAAGCCAUCGACUACACCUUGGAUCAAGGUGCACUCGUCGACAAGCUGGACAGAGACGGUCGGUCGCCUCUGCACAUUGCAGCUCUGAGCGGGCACACGGAAGCUGUGCAGCUUCUUCUAGCUCGCCGUGCCGACCCCGCCGUCGGUGAUGGCUCAGGAGCCACUCCCCUGCAUAGAGCUGCUCUGGCGGGUGCUGCAGGUUGUGUAGCGGUCCUCGCCCAGUCCGCUCCCGGGCAGCUGGAUGUGGCCCAGCGCCGAACCGGCGGCACGGCGCUACAUGCAGCAGCCUAUUUGGGCCACGUCAAUGUCAUCGAGGAGCUCCUAAGAGCUGGCGCCUCGCCUUGUUCCAGAGAUCAUCAGGGCCGUUUGCCUCUGGACCGCUGGGUCGAAGAGGACCACGACGAGGUAGCGAAGAUAGCCGAGGAGCCUCCAGUGGUGGAUGACGCGAAUCGCAAAGCUGUCGUGUCCUUGCUCUGGACGGCGAGUCGUGCCUGCAAGUCUGGCACGACAGAAGCGCACGGCUUUCGUGAGCUCUGA